UCACCUGCACACAUACAGAUGCACACACACACACACACACACACACACACGCACACACACACAGAGAGAGAGAGAGAGAGAUAGAGACGCACCAAUGCCAUCCGGGCACUCCAGGCAUGCCCCUUGUGUGUAUGUGAAUGUCUCUUCCCCACUACGACUCACUUGUGUGUGUUUCCCCUACUGUGGUAUGAUGUGGGCAAGGCCGUGUUUGGUCAGAAGGCAGCGGGUCAAGGACAUCGCGAUGGGAAAUCGGUCAAACAGCCGCGUGUGGAGCUCGAAGGACGCUUCGGUCGUGAAGAGGUUGACGCGGCCACUGUACAGGUACAGGUAUGCAGCCAUGGUCUCAACUUCCUUCAUGCCCUUGAGGACGAUGAGUCGCUCCCGCCCAUCCCCCUGCCCCUCGUAGAUGAGGUCGAUGGUGGUGUGGCCCUCGAUGGGCUCGGUCAGCAGUCGCUGAUAGCGCCCAUCGCCGCCGCCCACUGGCGCGUCGAGUACCUCCUUCUCGUCCACCCCCUCUUGGCCAAACCACUCGAACAACACCAUCCGUCGGAUGAAGGCCGUGAACGAGGGGAAGAGGGAGCCAUGGCGGUAGCGGGCAAGGUAGCGGAUGGGCGGGUUGUGGGAGUCGUAUGUGCGGCGGUAGGGAUGGCGGGGAGGGAGGGCGGACAGCGGCACCGUCUCCAACCGCCACCCUCGCUGGCCGCUUCCGAUGGUAUACCGCUGCCGUGUCACCCCACCGUCCCCCUCUCCCUCUCCUUGGCCGUCCCACUCUCCAUCCCCCUUCUUGGCCUCGUCGCCAUCCUCGCCAUCGCUGUCAUCGGCCUCAUCCACCUUUGUCAGUGCGAGGCUGGUCCCCUGGUAGUUGAGGAGGUGGCCGAAUGUGCUGUACUGGCGAAGGGCGAGGGGCAUGGUGUGGAAGUCGGCCUUGAUGGGCAGGUGGGCCGCCAUCCACUGAGGCGACAUGAUCAGCGGCAGGCCAGUCGAGGGCGUCAGCUUGUAGAUGUCGGCCAGCCGGAUGAAGUCGGGCCACUGCUCACACCACACCGCCCCGCCAUGCUCCAGUGCAUAGCAGCACUGGCACAGAUAGCAGAAAUGCGACACAUGAGGGCCUCCACCGCCUGCAGCUGCAGCGGCCGGUGCGUCACUGCUGCUGCUGCUGGUGGUCGGAGGGGCAGGGGUGGGCGCCGUGGCACUGGCUGUGUCUGCUGCUGUCCGGUGCACGUCGAUGAGGCCGGUCAGCGAGUGGCGGCUGAGGUGCUUGGCGAUGCGACGCUGCACGAAGGCCUCAUUGACGAGUUGGCUGCCGUGUGCCCUGCUGAUGGGGCGGGCCGAGCAGACGGCCUCAUCGAUGGGAAGGC
Molecule: messenger RNA, 1358 nt
Organism: Vitrella brassicaformis
Lineage: Eukaryota; Vitrellaceae
Source: the annotation of a GenBank genome assembly